UGUUUCCAAGAACGCAGCGACGCGCCAUGACGCUCCGCCGGACUUAAAAACUUUUUUUUAAGGAUUUCCGUUUUUACGCAACAAGCUCCGAGGCUGCUGAUUAUUUGCUGAGGCGGAAACGAGCAAGAAAAAGUUUCCUCAAAAGUUUGUCCUUUUUGUAUUUCAAGAUGCCACGAUCCUUUUUAGUCAAGAAACACAUAAACUCCGCAAAGAAGCCAAAUUACAGUGAGCUGGAAAGCCCAACAGUGUUCAUCACGCCGCACUUCUACAGGGGCCUCCCCAUCUCUGUCAUCCCCCAGCCGGAGAUCCUGAGCCCGGCUGCGUACAGCCCCAUCACAGUAUGGACCACCAGCAGCCUGCCGCUGUCCCCGCUGUCCAGUGACCUCUCCCCCAUCGGCUACCCCUCAUCCCUAUCCGACACCUCCUCCAAGGACCACAGCGGCUCGGAAAGCCCGAGGAGCGACGAAGACGAGCAGCUGCUGCCCAAACUGACGGACCCGAGCGCAGCGGACGCGGAGAAGUUCCAGUGCGCGUUGUGCAGCAAAUCCUACUCCACGUACUCUGGACUGCUCAAGCACAAACAGCUGCACUGCGACGCCCAGGCGCGCAAAUCCUUCAGCUGCAAAUACUGCGAGAAGGAGUACGUUAGUCUGGGAGCUCUCAAAAUGCACAUCAGGACUCACACCUUGCCUUGUGUUUGCAAAAUAUGCGGGAAGGCGUUCUCCAGACCGUGGCUGCUCCAAGGACACAUCAGGACGCACACGGGUGAAAAGCCUUUCUCCUGCCCACACUGCAACAGGGCGUUCGCAGACAGAUCUAAUCUCAGGGCUCACCUACAGACCCAUUCGGAUGUGAAAAAAUACCAAUGCAAGAACUGCUCCAAAACCUUCUCCAGGAUGUCUCUUCUGCACAAGCAUGAGGAAUCUGGUUGUUGUGCAGCACACUGAAGCUGGGAUACUUUUCCAUCACCAGCCACCAGCAACCCCCUCAUCUCCCUUUUUUCUGUUUCUUUAUUUUUCCAAGCCCAGGAAAUGUGUCAGGGAGUCACACCAAAGCAGAGGGAUGUGUGGGGGUGGGCGGGUGGAUUUGCUCACAUAUAUGCAGACUGUUUAUUUGUUUUGUCCUACU
Molecule: messenger RNA, 1128 nt
Organism: Nematolebias whitei (Rio pearlfish)
Lineage: Eukaryota; Metazoa; Chordata; Actinopteri; Cyprinodontiformes; Rivulidae
Gene: snai2
Product: snail family zinc finger 2
Exons: 3
Coding region: 168-947 (259 amino acids)
Biological process (GO): regulation of DNA-templated transcription
Molecular function (GO): RNA polymerase II cis-regulatory region sequence-specific DNA binding; DNA-binding transcription factor activity, RNA polymerase II-specific
Source: RefSeq, a predicted model, not a curated record